Messenger RNA from Amblyraja radiata (thorny skate), 3614 nucleotides. Its product is annotated as nuclear receptor subfamily 4 group A member 1-like. Gene Ontology annotation, biological process: cellular response to corticotropin-releasing hormone stimulus; regulation of transcription by RNA polymerase II. Gene Ontology annotation, molecular function: zinc ion binding; RNA polymerase II cis-regulatory region sequence-specific DNA binding; nuclear receptor activity. Lineage: Eukaryota; Metazoa; Chordata; Chondrichthyes; Rajiformes; Rajidae. The transcript has 7 exons. Bases 252 to 1997 code for a protein of 581 amino acids. Gene Ontology annotation, cellular component: transcription regulator complex; nucleus. The record is from RefSeq and is a predicted model, not a curated record.
AAAUUGACAAGAGAGAUUCCCAGAAGCAGGAAGUCAGUCAGGCAUAAGUGCCCCAGAUCCAUCACAGAUCGGCAGAUGGCACAAACCCGACACCACCACCACCACUACUCCUACCAUAGCCACCACCACCACCUGCAGCUGCAAACACCCUCUGGGAUUUAAAACAAAAAAAUCUAUACCUCAUUUUGAUCUGGAUUCUUUUCAUUUAAAAAAAGCCCCAAAAAGCAGAUAAAUACAUAUUGCCAUCAGAGAUGCCGUGUCUUCAGGCACAAUAUGCGACGAUGCCACAAUGUGGAGGCUCCUACGAAGACCACCCUUCUGACUUUUUGACUUCGGAGUUUGUCAAGUUUGGCAUGGACCUCUCUGCCACGGAGAUUGCCGCCACCACCUCUUUGCCCAGCUUCAACACCUUCAUUGACAGCAACAAUGGCGACUUUGACGCCUACCUGUACCAACUAAUGGUUUCCAACCAGCAGUCUCCAUUUAAAAUGGAGGAUGUUCAAAUGUUCGGCUGUUACCCAGGCUCGAUCAACAUGCACUUGGAGGAGGUGACACCUCCGUGUGGACCUUCGCAGUACUACAACGGGUCCUGCUCCAUCCCGGCAUCUUCAACCCCUGGUUUCCAGAUGCAGCAAGUGUCCAUUUGGGAUGACGCUUUCCCUCAUCAUUCGCUCCAGUACGGGGAGGUGGACCACUUGUUGGAUCAGCCUAAGAAUGUUUCCCAACUUUCCUUCUUCUCCUUCAAGCAGUUGCCUUCGGAGUCCCCUGGUCCGCAUUGCCACAUGAGGCUGGACGCACGCCCCCACGGACCCAAUACUGUCCACCAGCUAGUCGACACCAUGUCUUAUGAUAUCGCCAACCAAGCCUCCAUGACUUUCCCCCCCUUGCCUAUGGACCAUGGAGCGCGGAUCUUGGACAGUCCCAUUGUAAUUGAUAACCCCAUCCCCUCUCCGCCUGCCCGGAACGCCCCCUCCAGUGAAGGUCAGUGUGCUGUGUGCGGGGAUAAUGCUUCAUGCCAACAUUAUGGUGUACGAACCUGUGAAGGAUGCAAAGGCUUCUUCAAGCGCACAGUUCAGAAAAAUGCCAAGUACGUUUGCCUUGCGAAUAAGGACUGCCCCGUCGAUAAACGGCGGCGGAACCGAUGCCAAUUCUGCCGCUUUCAGAAAUGCCUCGCCGUGGGAAUGGUAAAAGAAGUGGUCCGUACAGACAACCUGAAAGGUCGUAGAGGUCGCCUUCCAUCCAAACCAAAGAAUGCUCAAGAAUCUGCGUCUGUCAAUGUUCCAGUUAGUCUCAUCACUGCGCUGGUCAGGGCCCACAUUGAUUCCAAUCCAGUCAUAUCCAAUCUAGAUUAUUCCAAGUUUCAGGAAUCCAGCACGUACCCGUCGGAGGAGGAUGAAGCAGGGGAGGUGCGGCAGUUUUAUGAGCUGUUGGCCGCAUCGAUGGACAUGAUACGCAAGUGGGCGGAGAAGAUCCCGGGCUUCAGCGGCUUCCCCAAGGAAGAUCAGGACCUCCUGCUCGAAUCUGCCUUCUUAGAGCUCUUCAUCCUCAGGCUGGCUUACAGGUCCAGCCCUGACGAAGGCAAGCUUAUCUUCUGCAACGGCAUAGUCCUGCAUCGGCAGCAGUGUGUCCGUGGCUUUGGUGAAUGGAUCGACUCGAUCGUCAGCUUCUCGGGCACCUUGCAACGAAUGAAGAUCGACGUUUCCAGCUUCUCCUGCCUUGCGACUCUGGUGGUCAUUACAGAUCGCCACGGCCUGAAAGAGCCCAAGAAAGUGGAAGACCUGCAGACCAAGAUUAUAACCUGUCUGAAGGACCACGUCACGUCCAGUGCAGGCGAGCAGAUGAGGCCAAACUACUUGUCCAAGCUGUUGGGCAAGUUACCCGAACUGUGCACCCUCUGCACACAGGGGUUGCAACGCAUUUUCUACCUGAAGCUGGCGGAUCUGGUCGCACCACCUGCCAUCGUGGACAAACUAUUCUUGGAUACGCUGCCCUUCUAGAGGAGAACGCCAAAAGCUCUUUGACUCUCGAACUGGACCCAGCCGUCAGAUUUGACAAAAGUUGCGUUUGCAAGGCGAGGAGGUUGUGGAGCCGAACACUGGAACCAGUUCAAAAACGGCGGCGGCGGCAGGAAUUGGACAACGUAUGCUAGCUAUGUCGCUAUUUGAGUUUGCUGCUUUUCAAAAUGCUGUUUUUGAUUUUUAGCCAGCAUACCGGUUGUUGAAGUAAACGUCCCCUUUGCUGUGAUGCAGCUUCGUGCAAAGCGAUCUAACCACGUACCCGCCCUCAGGUUCGACAAACAGGCGCACUGUUGCAGCCCCCCCACCAUUGUUACGCCUCUUGUUCCCAACCUACAACCCCCACGCUGUGACAUUAUUUUCUCGGUGCCCCUGUCCUGUUAUUCGCCCGUCCCCAGUUACAAACGAGGGUCGGCUCGCAUCGUUAUUGGGGCAAGUGUUGUUCCCUCUCAAGCCUGAGUUCAACGCUUCAUUUAUUCCAGUCGCCAAAUCUAUUGUAAAUAUGCUCUCUCUGUUUGAUCUGCAUUUGCAAUUGUACACCCAAGGCAGAAUAAAAACACAAUCCCCAGUCAUCGCUAGUGUCACUAAAGCCGAAGUAUUGGCCUGGGGCGGAAUUUUAAAGGACAAUGUUCGAAAACACCACAACUGUGUGGCCUUCAAAAUGGCGGCUCUGAACAGCCUAAACAUGGCGGCCUGAAGUGUGCAGGAAGGAACUGCAGAUGCUGUCCAAAGAAGGGUUCCCACCCAAAAACGUCGCCUAUUACUUUUUCUCCGGAGAUGCUGCCCGACCCACUGAGUUUCUCCAGCACUGUGUGUGUGUGUGUGUGUGUGUCUCAGCCUCAGGGGUGACAGGCCAAGUCUCGAAUACAUCCCAGACAGGUUGGCGCCAAAACUCCUGGCAAACACGGACUUGCCCGGGGGGGGGGGGGCAACAAACUCCGAUCUCUCCCUUGUGGAAGCGAAGAGCCCCGCGUGAUGGGGUACAAAUUAUUGGUGUGAAGUUGGGAUGUUUUGAAAUGCUCUCUUCUGAGUUUCUGUGAUCGAAUGUGGAUCGAGUUGCAUUCACAGCGCAGGCUCGUGUGUGGCGUAGAGCAGAGUCUAUUGCACCUGCUGAAGCCACUGACAUUUUGUGGGGAUGAGAGGGGGUGGGGGAGGAGAGCAGGAGAGGCAGUAUUGUUAGGAGCUGUGGGGAGUGAGGUCCAAGGUGCGUUUUCCACCACCCACAGAAUCCGUCGCAUACUCAGAGUGUAUUGAUCGGUCUUCUUGCCGAUCGCUUAUCGAAGCUACGGCGCACCUUAUUGGCCACGGACAACACUGUACGAUGAGAGCCCACUAGCUCAAACGCGGAGCAGAAUGAAGGACACCCAGAUAUGGUGGCUUCAACUAGCUGGAGACCCUCUGGAGUCUCCUGGAGACCCUCGGCCAAGACCACAGGGUUCGGGUGGCAAGGUUCCUUGGACCUUGGUGGGACUUCAGUUCAGUGUAGUUUAUUGUCACGUGUACCGAGGUACAGUGAAAAGCUUUUUCCGCGUGCUAACCAGCCGGCGGAAAGACAACACAUGAUUACAAUCGAUCCAUUUAUAGUUUAUAGAUACAUGA